This is a messenger RNA of Pleuronectes platessa (European plaice), 980 nucleotides long. It is a transcript of the gene aurkaip1, whose product is annotated as aurora kinase A interacting protein 1. NCBI's taxonomy places the organism in Eukaryota, Metazoa, Chordata, Actinopteri, Pleuronectiformes, Pleuronectidae. Gene Ontology annotation, biological process: mRNA processing. The transcript is spliced from 4 exons. Gene Ontology annotation, cellular component: mitochondrion. Bases 166 to 798 code for a protein of 210 amino acids. The record is from RefSeq and is a predicted model, not a curated record.
AACCUUUCUCUUCCCUUAGAAACAGGAAACGCAGUAAAUAAGAGUCGCACCAGCCGGAAGUGGGCUACUGAAGUCACAUUGAAGAGCAGGACCUCGGUCACAGUUAUAACGGACAAGUGACCAGUCCAUUCAUUCCUGAUGACUUUACGUGGAUGACCAUCAACAAUGUUUACUUCUAAGGUCGUCCCCUGUCUAAGUCUACUACGUAGAGCAACUGGUGCACUUCCCACCCAUGGAGAGUUUCUGAACCGAUGUGUCCAGCCGGUCUUCCCUGCUCUCUCCCUCUCACUCAGACAGAAUGUCAGUCACUACUCGACAGCAGCAGACAACACACCACCUCCCCGAUGGACACAGCUCGAGCCAGAACUGGACGAGGCCCUCGUGCCACGUAAACUUUCAGUAAGUCCUCUGGAGAGCUGGCUCUCCCUGCGCUACUCCCUCCCUCCCCUGCCGGAGUCCGCCCAGCCGCUGGAGGACAUAGACCUGCUGGAGGAGAAGUUGCUGCCCCCCAUCUGUGUCCCUGUUCUGGAGGAUGACUCUGGCUCGGUGACGCCCCUCAGCUGUAAGAAUGUUCUGAAGAUCAGGCGGCGGAUGAUGAAUCGGCAUAAAUACAGGAAGCUGCAGAAACGGAUUAAGUUCUUGAAAAGGAGAGUGCUGGAAAGCAGGGGAAAGAAAAAACAGAAACGAUUUGAGGACGAUCUGAGGAGGAUUUGGACGCGAGCCGGACUGAAGAAGGCUCCAGAGGGAUGGAGCGCACCGAAGAUCUUCGUCAAACAGCACGGGAACAGAAGGUCGUGACAAACAUCCACGGUGGUUUCGAGACUGAGUCGUAUCCCUCACACUGGUCGUCUCUGUACGACACUCAACACAAAGCAGUUUAAACCGUCAGCCUCAAUUUGUGUUUCACUGGUGUACAACGCUGAGUACAGUCAUUUUUGACAAAGUGUACGUGAUCUAAUAAAGAGCUUUUACGGUCCAAA